Molecule: messenger RNA, 724 nt
Organism: Andrographis paniculata
Lineage: Eukaryota; Viridiplantae; Streptophyta; Magnoliopsida; Lamiales; Acanthaceae
Product: calmodulin-1
Exons: 2
Coding region: 93-542 (149 amino acids)
Molecular function (GO): enzyme regulator activity; calcium ion binding
Source: RefSeq, a predicted model, not a curated record
GUCAGAGAACAGCUUAAGCCUUAACGAGAGACGAUUACUUCGUUAGGGUUAUAAGUUUGCAGAAAGGAAGGCAUCGAUUCAAGGAAGCAGAAAUGGCGGAUCAGCUCACGGACGAUCAGAUCGCCGAAUUCAAGGAGGCCUUCUCUCUAUUCGACAAGGAUGGCGAUGGUUGCAUCACUACCAAGGAGCUUGGCACUGUGAUGCGCUCUCUGGGGCAGAACCCGACAGAGGCGGAGCUUCAGGAUAUGAUCAAUGAGGUUGAUGCAGAUGGCAACGGUACAAUCGAUUUCCCUGAGUUUCUAAACUUGAUGGCCAGGAAGAUGAAGGACACCGAUUCUGAAGAGGAGCUGAAGGAAGCUUUCCGUGUUUUCGACAAGGACCAAAAUGGUUUCAUAUCUGCAGCUGAACUGCGCCAUGUCAUGACAAAUCUAGGGGAGAAGCUCACUGAUGAGGAGGUCGAUGAGAUGAUUCGUGAGGCUGAUGUCGACGGUGAUGGGCAGAUCAACUAUGAGGAGUUUGUGAAGGUCAUGAUGGCCAAGUGAGGUUAGAACUUUCCAUUCAUCUUUAAAAUUCAUGGGACAAACAAAGAAUCAGGACAUUUAAGUUAUGAUUGAUUGAUGAGAUUUAUAUUUUGGUUAAUGUUGUCUGAAAUCUUGUUUCUUUCUGUGGAUUACCUAUUCCAGUUUGCAUUGCUUCUUUAUACAUUCUUUUUUGUUUCUUUUUU